AUGAACCAAUACGUGGACAACCCCACGGUGGCGUCGCUGACGUUGCUCGUCAGCAAGCCCCUAUGGAAACGACCCUACGUGUGGCCGUUCACCGUGAUCUACCCAUUAUUCCUCCAGGUCUACCUCAACCACUACGACGAGUACAUUAAGGGUUCGGAAUGGACCUUUGUCUACUUGAUCACCAUCAUCUCCAUCAACUUGUUGUUUUGGUUGAUGCCCUACUGGAACUUGGACAUUGCCCAGCGGUUCAAUUACUCCGUCGUCAAGACGGUGGACGAGGCGAAAUACAUCAAGAUCGACCCCAUCGCCAACACCGGCGUCGCCGAAAUCUGCGAGAUCUUGCGCUCCCCCGAUCAAACGCUGUUUUUAUUCCAAAAGAGACGCCAUUUGUGGCAACCUAAGCUGGACAACUUUGCCCCGCCAAAGUUUGUUGUCGACGAAAAGCCCCGUCUCGAGGUGUUCCAACAACUGAAGGGGCUUAAAUCUGAAGAAUUGGCUGGUUUGACGAAAGUGUACGGCACCAACAAGUUUGAUAUUCCCGUGCCCACGUUUAUGGAGUUGUUUAAAGAGCACGCGGUGGCGCCGUUCUUUGUGUUCCAGAUCUUCUGUGUCGCGUUAUGGUGUAUGGACGAACAGUGGUACUACUCGCUCUUCUCGUUGUUUGUCCUCGUGGCGUUUGAGAUGCUGACGGUGUUUCAGCGCCGGGUGACGAUGCUGGAGUUCCAGCAGAUGGGGAUCAAGCCCUACCCUAUCUACGUCUACCGUGACCACAAAUGGAUGCAAAAAGGUACCGACGACCUCUUACCUGGCGACGUGGUGCUGGUGGUACGUACCAGUGAAGAACUGGCCCUCCCCUGUGACUUAUUGCUUUUGGACGGCGAGGCGAUCGUCAACGAAGCCAUGUUGAGUGGUGAACUGACCCCUUUGCUUAAGGAAUCGAUUAAAUUGCGUCCCAGCUCGGAAAAGUUUGACCCGGAAGGAUUCGACAAGAACUCGCUCCUCCACGGGGGGACGAUGGCCCUCCAGGUGACCCCGGCAGCCCUGUCCUCUAUCCCCGCCGCUCCCGAUAAGGGGGCGCUUGCCUACGUGUGCAAGACCGGGUUCGAAACGAUGCAAGGCCUGCUUGUGCGGAUGAUGAUCUUCUCGCUGGAACGGGUGCUGGUGGGUAACAAAGAAGCGUUUAUGUUCAUCUUGUUCUUGCUUCAAUUCGCCAUUGUCGCUUCGUGGUACGUGUGGGUGGAAGGCACCAAGAUGGGCCGCAUCCAAUCGAAGCUUAUUUUGGACUGUAUCCUUAUUAUCACCCUGGUGGUCCCUCCUGAAUUGCCUAUGGAAUUGACGAUGGCAGUUAACCUGUCGUUGCAACUGUUGCUUAAGUUCUUUGUCUACUGUACCGAGCCCUUCCGCAUCCCCUUGGCCGGCCGUUUAGACGUGUGCUGCUUUGACAAGACCGGGACGUUAACCGCCGAAGACCUCAACUUCGAAGGGCUUGCCGGCCUCAACCCUAACCUGGAAGACUUGCACCACUUGUACACCGUCGACGAAGCUCCCGUUACUACUCAAUUUGUUUUGGGUACCGCUCACGCUCUUGUCAAGUUAGAUGACGGCGAAGUCGUUGGUGACCCUAUGGAAAAGACGACGUUAAAGCUGGCGAAAUGGAUCGUCGGCGAAAAGGAUACCGUCACUAAGGAUAAGCACAAGGCGAAGAUCUUGCGCCGGUUCCAGUUCUCGCUGGCACUUAAGCGGUCGGCCACCGUCGCCCUGAUCACCCUGAAGGAUAUGCCCGAUAAGAAGAACUUUGUCGCCGUUAAAGGUGCCCCGGAAACUAUUGCCAAGAUGGUGGUGGACGCUCCUGCCAACUACGACGCCGUCUACAAGCUGUUUACCCGUCUGGGGUCGAGAGUGUUGGCCCUUGCCUACAAGUAUCUCGACGCCAGCGUCAAUGUCACCAAAGUCGACCGCGAAGACGUCGAACUGGACCUCCACUUUGCCGGUUUCAUCGUGUUCUACUGCCCGCUUAAGCCCGACGCCGUCAAGACGAUCGCCAUGCUUAACGAACUGAGCCACCGCCUGGUGAUGAUCACCGGUGACAACCCGCUUACCGCCGUCCACGUCGCUAAAGCCGUCGCCAUCUGCGACCCCGCCAAGGACGUGCUCAUCUUGGAUGCCCCUGAAGACCACCACGCCACCGAGGAACACCACAACUUAGUGUGGCGCAACGUCGACGAGCUGGUGGUGAUCCCGUUCUCGCUGGACGACAAGCUCGACGUCACUUUGUUCGACAAGUACGACGUGUGUGUUACUGGCUACGCUUUAACCCACCUCACCAGCCACCCGCAAAUUGCUAAAUUGUUGCGCCACUCGUGGGUGUACGCCCGGGUGCUGCCGCUGCAAAAGGAGUUCAUUAUUAAUCUGUACAAGGACGCCGGCUACAACACGUUGAUGUGUGGUGACGGUACCAACGACGUCGGUGCCUUAAAGCAGGCCCACAUCGGGGUGGCGUUGCUUAACGGGACCGAGGAUGGGAUGAAGAAGAUCGCCGAACAGAAGAAGACGGAAGCGCAAAUGAAGGUCUACGAAAAGCAAGUGAGAAUCAUGACCAACUGGAACCAGCCGGUGCCCCCCGUGCCCUUGGCGAUCGCUCACAUGUACCCUCCCGGGGUGCUGAACCCUAAGUACUUGGAAGCGGUGGCUGCCCGUGGCGUGGAAAUCACCGACGAGUUGAGAGCGGCCGUCGCCGCUGCCGUCAAGGCUAACCAGCCGCUUAAAAUCACCAACGAUUCCGGCGCCCAGGCGCUGAUGGCCGACGCGCUUUUGGGGGCCCUCAACGACGCCGACGAGGACGAAGCCCCCAAACUCAAGUUGGGUGAUGCCCUGGUGGCGGCUCCGUUCACGUCGAAGCUCGCCAACGUGUCGGCGGUGACCCACAUCAUCAGACAAGGGCGGUGCGCGUUGGUGCUGACGAUCCAGAUGUACAAGAUCUUGGCGCUUAACUGUCUUAUCUCGGCCUACUCGCUUUCCGUAUUGUACUUGGCCGGGAUCAAGUUUGGCGACUCGCAAGCCACGGUGCUGGGGAUCUUGAUCUCGGUGUGUUUCCUCCUGGUGCUGAGAGCCAAGCCGUUGGAGAAGUUGUCGUCGCAACGGCCGAUGCCCGGGAUCUUCAACAAGUACAUCAUGGGGCUGAUUUUGGGCCAGUUCGCCAUCCAUAUCAUCACCUUAGUGUACAUGGCGAGAGAAGUGUACAUUUUGGAGCCGAGAGAACCGCAAGUCGAUUUGGAAAAGGAGUUCAGCCCCUCGCUCUUGAACACGGCGAUGUUCCUCUUGCAAUUGGCGCAACAGGUGCUGACGUUUGCCGUCAAUUACCAGGGUUACCCCUUCCGCGAACGCAUCAGCGAUAAUAAGGGGAUGUAUUACGGGUUGAUCGGGGUGGCGGCCCUCGCCCUCGCCGGGGCCACCGAAUUCGUCCCCGAGCUCAACGAGGCGAUGAAGUUUGUCCCCAUGACCACCGAGUUCAAGGUGAAGUUGACGGGGCUGCUUUUGCUCGACUUCUUCGGGUCGUGGGCGGUGGAGUUGGUGACGAAGUACUUCUUCAUGAACUCGGACCCCGCUGACAUCGCCCAACACUAG
Messenger RNA from Diutina rugosa, 3624 nucleotides. RefSeq names its product ion-transporting P-type ATPase (gene SPF1). The record is from RefSeq and is a predicted model, not a curated record. Gene Ontology annotation, molecular function: P-type ion transporter activity; ATP binding; ATP hydrolysis activity. Gene Ontology annotation, cellular component: endoplasmic reticulum membrane. NCBI's taxonomy places the organism in Eukaryota, Fungi, Ascomycota, Pichiomycetes, Serinales, Debaryomycetaceae. Bases 1 to 3624 code for a protein of 1207 amino acids. The transcript has a single exon. Gene Ontology annotation, biological process: intracellular calcium ion homeostasis.